AUGCAACAGCAAGAAUUAUAUGCAUUUAAACGUGACCGUUUUAUCAACAACGCUAUUUCAGAACUCGAGGACGCUAAUCGCAGUCCGAUAGAUGGUUAUCAAGAUCUACCUCUUAUGCCAUUAGAACAAGCUACAGAAACAAUCGUUCCACUCGUCUCUAAUCUAAGGAAUUAUGUUGCUCAAGCUAAACAAAAAUGUAAUCAAGACUCCAAAAUUCUCACUUGGGAUGAAUCUGCAGCAAUCUAUCUUUACACAAUGCCGACAUGUUUUUUCUCUCAUUUAAAUAAAGCUCUACGUGAUGAGAAUCGACAUGCAUUGAAACCGUGGUUUGCCUUCUUAAAAUUGAUUAUGCAUGCGCUCGAACAGUUACCUUCAGUUGAAACUAACGUAUGGCGAGGUAUCUCGACUGAUACUGACUCGAAUCUUCGUCAGAAUGACACUCGUAGAUGGUGGAGUUUAAAUUCAUGUUCAACGGAUCUAAAAGUUGUAAAGUUAUACUUAGGCGACAAAGGUACGCUGUUUGCUAUUAGAUCACACUAUGGUAAAGAUAUUUCUCUCUUUUCGGCAAUCGAAAGUGAGCAUGAAGUUGUGCUGAUGCCAGGAACUCGUCUUCAUGUCAAGAGUGAUGUACUCAACUUUGAAGAUCGUCACUUUAUUAUUUAUUUAGAAGAAAUACAACAGUUCAUGCAAACAGUAUCUGAAAGUAUUUUUGUCCAACAGCCAUCCAAAUCCUCACAACUGCACUUGAAUAAAGACGACGAAGCGAGAGCACAACGCAUUAUUGAUUUAUCUGCUGAACCUCAAUUAUAUCUUUCACCACUAUGGGGUUAUGAUGCAGUACCUGUAGUAUCACUGGAAGAAGCCGUUAAACCUCUCGUUUCUCUUCUACCAGCUGUUCAAAGUUACGCAUAUAUAGCCAAGCAGAAGUGUAUGAAACCUGCCGAUGAUUUAACUCAAAACGAGUCAGCCGCAAUUAUGCUCUAUACUAUGGGUUGGGAACCACUCGAUCAAUGUCUUUAUCAUGCCUUGAAUACAGUAUUAAGAUCAGAAGAUAGACAACAACUUCGACCAUGGUUUCAUUAUUUGAAAUUGCUGCUUACUGCUCUCUCUCAACUUCCGCCGAUGAUGCCUAGAACAUUGUAUCGAGGUAUAAAACUAGAUUUUAGCAACAAGUAUUCUAUGGACGACAAACUUGUAUGGUGGAGUUUUACAUCAUGCACUAAAUCAAUCAAUGUUCUAAGCUCAGAAUUAUUUCUUGGUAAAACUGGAAGUAGAACUAUGUUCGCAAUCGAAACUAAUUCAGGCAUAAAUAUUCGCAACCAUUCAUUUUUUAAGAAAGAAGAUGAAGUGCUUCUACUUCCUGCUAGAGAAUUCGAAGUUCUUGGUUGUCUCGAUCAAGGUGGUGGACUCCAUCUCAUCCAACUCAAAGAAAUUCAGCCGCCUGCUCCUCUUUUGCAACCAGUUACCAUAGAACGCACCUAUCCAGAUGGCAUGCGAUAUAAAGGACAUCUGAAAGAGAAUAAAAGACACGGCUAUGGUAUUUGCAAGUUUGCUAAUGGUGAAAAUUAUGAGGGUGAAUGGUUCAAUGAUCAAACGAAUGGACAAGGAAUUCGCCAGUUUCCGAGCGGAAAUCGAUAUGAAGGAAAUGAGAGAAAUGGUAAGCGACAUGGUUAUGGUAUCUACUAUGUUGCUAAUGGAGAGAAAUAUCAGGGCAACUGGGCUGAUGAUAAAAUGCAUGGAAGCGGAAAAUAUACAUGGCCGAACAAUACUCAGUAUGAAGGAACAUUUAAAGAUGGUAAAAAGCAUGGACAAGGUACAUUUACAUUCGCCAAUGGUCGUGUUAAACAUGGUAUUUGGAAAAAUGACCAAUUCAUUGGUUAA
This is a messenger RNA of Adineta steineri, 1881 nucleotides long. The record is from the annotation of a GenBank genome assembly. Lineage: Eukaryota; Metazoa; Rotifera; Eurotatoria; Adinetida; Adinetidae.